Molecule: messenger RNA, 2550 nt
Organism: Monascus purpureus
Lineage: Eukaryota; Fungi; Ascomycota; Eurotiomycetes; Eurotiales; Aspergillaceae
Source: the annotation of a GenBank genome assembly
AUGAAGAGGCCGUGGUUCCGGCGUUUCGUGCCGUUGUUGGCGCUGCUGCUUCUACUGCAGGCGGUUAUUGUCCAUUCUUAUAGCCAACAAAAUGAUGCAACUACUACAUUAACAGAUAUCGCCCAGAAACCACAUGAGCAUGGAGGCUCAUACUCUCAAGACGCCGCGCGUGAGGCAGGCGGGCGACUAGGAAGCGACCGUAUUGAAUCCGCGCUGAAGCUCCUACGAGACUCUAAUAUCGUCGCUGUUCGUCCUGAAAAGCCUUCUGGUCUCCUGGGGUAUGCUUUACAUUAUGCCCAGGUAGCUUUCCGUGUUCUCUUUCUGAAUACCCCUCCUUCAAACUCCCACGAACGCAAAAUUCAUCCGGUACUGUUAAGGGCCGUCAAUGAAUUGAGGAUUGCUGCGGAGGAGGACCAGAAUCCCGAUGCCAUGUUUCUUUUGGCGGAAAUGAGCUUUCAUGGCAACUUCACCUAUCCGCGAGAUUUCAAAGCAGCAUUUCAAUGGUACCACAAUCUUGCUUCGUUAACGGGGAACAGUACGGCCCAGUAUAUGCUUGGAUUUAUGUACGCGACAGGGAUCGGUGGCGCAGUCGAGCGGGAUCAAGCGAAAGCGCUGAUGUACCACACAUUUGCGGCCGAGGCAGGCGAUACGAGAUCAGAAAUGACCCUGGCGUAUCGAAGUCAUGUCGGUAUUGGGACUCCAAGGGAUUGUGACCAGGCUAGCUAUUACUACAAACGUGUUGCGGAUAAGGCUAUCGAGUACUACAGAUCCGGGCCGCCUGGCGGCCAUGCCAUAAUUCUGGAGUCGUAUCGUUGGGCCGAUGAAAAUGGCGGCGUCUACGGCGAAGGAGCCAGCAUGGUCGGCUCUGGAAUCAAUGGGCGGGAUGCAUCACAGUCGAGCGCUGAGGCCAGUUUGGAGGAUAUCCUGGAAUAUUUGGAUCUCAUGUCCCGAAAAGGUGAACUAAAAGCCACGUUCAGCCUAGGCAAAAUGUACUAUGAAGGUGCGCAGAGCUUGCCUCGGAACUUCAGGAAAGCUAUGAAGUACUUCAAACUUGUUGCCAAGCGGUACUGGAAUAAGGAUGGCUCAAUCAAUCCGAACCAUCCGCGUGGAAUUGACAAGCUGGCAUCAAAAGCAGCGGGCCAUAUUGGCUUGAUGUACCUUCGCGGGGAGGGCGUUGAACAGAGUUUUGGCACUGCUCUUACCUGGUUUAGGCGUGGGAAUGUCAACGGAGAUCCUCUCUGCCAGCAUGAGCUUGGCCUGAUGUAUCUUCACGGAUACGGUGUACCGCAGGACGCAGUUGUUGCUUCAUCCCAUUUCAGAGCGGCUGCUGAUCAGGAUUUUCCUGCUUCACAGACAAGGCUAGGUGCACUCUUCCUAGAUCAAGGGGACGUGGCCACGGCUACGCGCUAUUUUGAACUAGCCGCGCGCUGGGGCUGGAUGGAAGCGUUCUAUUAUCUGGCUGAAAUGUUUAACUAUGGAAUCGGCAGGCAGCGACACUGUGGGACGGCCACGGUCUUUUAUAAAAUGGUUGCAGAGCGGGCUGAAGCAAUACACACUUCAUUCCCCGAAGCUAAUGCCGCGUAUGAGAACGGUGACUAUGAAAAAGCCCUUGUUGCGUCAAUGAUGGCUGCCGAGCAAGGCUAUGAAAAUGCCCAGGCUAACGUCGCAUACCUUCUCGAUGAACAACGGUCUCUGCUUCCCCUCAGCGGUGUCCUCCCAUGGGGCCGAAAACCGCGACCGGCUUUACUGCGAAACGCAGCCUUGGCGUUGAUCUACUGGACACGUUCGUCGAAACAGGCUAACACGGACUCGCUGAUUAAGAUGGGCGAUUACUAUCUUGCGGGUAUUGGCACCGCACUCGAUGCCGAGAAGGCUUCACUCUGCUACCACACUGCCGCCGAAGCCUCCCACAGUCCGCAGGCAUACUGGAAUCUUGGCUGGAUGCAUGAGAAUGGAAUAUCUGUAGACCAGGACUUUCAUAUGGCCAAACGUUAUUACGAUCUGGCACUUGAGACAAGCGAGACGGCAUAUCUACCUGUAAAACUUGCACUGCUCAAGCUACGGAUUCGGGCCUGGUGGGACAGAAUCACCCAUGGAAAUGUGAACCCCAUCCAGGAGGAAGAAGAAGUAACACAGUACCGGACCUUCAAGGAAUGGAUAAUUGCGUUUAUCGAAAACGACGAGGAAGAAGAGGCUAGGUAUCAAGCGCAGUUGUACAAACAGCGAGUUGAGUUAGAAGAGGACGAUAUCCUCGCUACUGCUUCUGAUCCUCAUUUCGAGAACCACCACAACGAUGGAUAUUAUGACGAGCUGGAACUCGAGAUCGACGAGAGUGUGCUGGAAGGCCUUAUUAUUAUCGUCUUGGCAGCGACAUUGCUGGUUCUUGUCUACAUGAGACAGCAAAGGAAUAGACGGAGAGAAAAUACCGCAGCUGCUGGGGGGGGAGGUAACCCCGGCGGUCCUGGGGAUGGGGACAAUGAUCGAGGCUUCUUCCCACGGCCUGGGGAGCCUGAGUUUGCACAGUGGGUUGCUGGAGGCAUUGGACAUUGA